AUGGUAGCGGCACACGAGCACAUAGGUGCAGAUAUAAAAAGUGGAACACUCAUGAGGAGAGUCGGAAAUGCACCCUCUAAAGCAUCCGCGAAGGCGACUGUUGCAGCAACCAGCAACGGGGCUGCACCUACGGGUAAUAUUUACCAACGCACUACAAAGCUCAUGAAAAGUCAAGGUGUCCUCGAAUUGCUGAUGAUGUCAGUAGACUCAUGGGUCCAUAAUGAAUGUCUUUGCCUGAAGUCGACACGUCUUAAAGAUGCUGCGGAAGGAGCUAAGCGAACCGUUGAGUGUUAUGCUUACAGGAAAUGGAUUUCUCCUCCUGUCAGAAUAGCUCGUAUACGUCGUCUUCAAAAAUUGACGAAACUAUCAAGGAACAUUGAAGUUACAGUGAAGAACAAGACAGGUAACACAACCGUUUACUUCAGGCUUGCUAACGGAGCGAAUCUCGGUGAACAUGCUGAUGGCUUGGUCAUUAUACUCGGCUGCCACGACAUAUUCCGCUUCAAGUUUCUCGUCAGCUCGGUGCACCUCGAGUGCAUCAUUAAUUUUCGAGAGCUCGAUGGUGCUAGCUGA
This is a messenger RNA of Rhipicephalus microplus (southern cattle tick), 573 nucleotides long. RefSeq lists its product as uncharacterized. The record is from RefSeq and is a predicted model, not a curated record. Lineage: Eukaryota; Metazoa; Arthropoda; Arachnida; Ixodida; Ixodidae.